Messenger RNA from Owenia fusiformis, 3347 nucleotides. The record is from the annotation of a GenBank genome assembly. Lineage: Eukaryota; Metazoa; Annelida; Polychaeta; Sabellida; Oweniidae.
UUUUUUACAAAUAGAAUGAAUUUCAAGAUAUCUUAGCUAUCAGACUAUAAAUCUUGAUGUUUUUAGUAUAUUUACUAUUGACUCUAUAUUAUAAAACAUAAAUCAUGUCAACGAAGACUAUAGCUUCUGCUAUAAAGUUUAGUGAAUUGACCGGUCUUUUGGAAAAAAUCAAGAAGAUCCAAGGAAAAUCAUCUUUAGAUCAAAAGAAGAGGCUGCUGAGUAAUUUCAUUGCAAAAUGGAGAGAGGCUCACAAUACAUAUUACAAAGGCAAAGCCACAGAUGAUUCUUUCUAUUCAGCAAUGCGACUUAUCAUGCCUCAUCUUGAAAAGGAACGUGGACCUUAUGGUACAAAGGAGACGAUGCUUGCAAAAUCCUAUAUUUCAAUCUUACAAAUUGGAGAAGAGAGUGCAGAUGGCAGAAAACUGAAACACUUCAGUGCACCAAAACAUACAAAGGGGGAUGAAAGUGACUUUGCUGGUGUAGCCUACUACGUGCUUAAAGAUCGACUUGCUGAUAAAACCUCAUUGACGAUUCAGGAUGUGAAUGAUGCAUUGGAUGCCAUUGCCUUAGCAAAUGCCAACAAGGACAAAGUCCUAAAGGAGAAGAAGCUGCUGUACCUGUUACAGAACACAAGUGCCUUGGACAACAAGUGGUUGAUCAGAAUGAUCCUGAGAGAUAUGAAAUUAGGAUUCAGUCAACAUUCAGUCUUCACAACAUUUCAUCAAGAUGCUGAAGAUUAUUUCAAUGUCUGCACUAGUCUACAGAAGGUGUGUCAAAGGUUACAUAAUCCCUCUGUCCGUAUGCAUGAGAUAGAAAUCACAGUGUUUGAGCCAUUUCGCCCCAUGUUAGGAGACAGAGGACAACCAAAUAAGGUAGAGUCCCUAUUUGGUGGUAAAGAGUUCUUCAUUGAGACAAAGUAUGAUGGAGAGAGGAUGCAACUCCAUAAGGACAAGGAUGAAUAUAAAUACUUUUCAAGAGGAGGACUAGAAUACUCAAAGACCUAUGGUGCCAAUGCAUUUGAUGGCAACUUCACACCCCAAAUCCAUAAUUGUUUUCUCCCUGAAGUUAAGAGCUGUAUACUGGAUGGCGAGAUGAUGGCAUAUGAUGCAUCAACAGAUACAAUUAUGACGAAAGGAGGGAGCUUUGAUGUGAAGGUGGAAAACCUGUUUGAUAAGAAGGGCUAUACACCCUGCAUGUCUAUAUUUGAUGUCCUCAUGUUUAAUGGAAAGGUGUUGACCAACUUGCCUCUAAGGGAGAGGGUGAAAUAUUUAGAGGAGGUUCUUGUUCCUGUGCAAGGAAGAAUUAUGCUGGGGGAUCGCAAAUUGGGCAAAACAAAACAGGAUUGUGCCGAUGCCCUUAAUAAUGCAAUUGACAACCGUGAAGAGGGUAUAAUGGUUAAAGACCCUGAAUCAAUCUACAAGCCCAAUGUACGGACUGGGGGCUGGUAUAAAAUCAAACCUGAGUAUGUUGGUGGAUUGAUGGAUGAGUUAGAUCUGUUAAUCGUUGGAGGUUAUAUGGGAAAGGGUCGUCGUAGCAAUAUGAUGUCACACUUUCUUUGUGCCGUUGCUGUACCAACAGAUGAUGGUAGUCAUCCAAAGGUUUUCCAUUCUUUCUGCAAAGUGGGAACUGGGUAUUCAAUUGAUGAACUAAGGCAAUUCAAUGAUGAAAUAGAUUGGCUGAAAUAUAAUAAAGACAAAGCUCCAGAUUGCAUUGUCCUUGCUCAAGGAUUUAAGGAAAAACCAGAUGCAUGGGUUCCUCCAUCCAAGGCUUAUAUUGUUCAGGUGAAGGCAGCUGAGAUAACAGCGAGUAGAAGUUUCAAAACAGGUUACACUCUCAGGUUCCCGCGGGUUGAGAAAUUCAGGACAGAUAAGAACUGGUAUGACUGUAUGACCACAACAGAACUGGAAGACCUGCGAAAUAAAUCACAAGGCAAGCUGGCUGGUAGGCAUGCAGAUGUUUCAGAGGAAUCGGAGAGUCCAAAGAAAAAGCGAAAGUUGGCACCAAGACAGGAGAGAGCCACUGUGGCGUCACAGUUCAGAGGAAUUGAUACUUCAACUGUCCUCAAGAUCUCCGAGAUGUUUGCUGGUAAAGAGUUUUCUGUGAUCAACGGUUCUGCCAAAUAUUCCAAACAGAGCUUAGAGAAGAAGAUAGUUGAAUAUGGUGGCACUAUUGUACAGAAUCCCAGUAGUGACACCUAUUGUGUGCUAGCAGAGAAGGUGGCCCUUAAAGUGAAGAAUCUGAUCAGCCGCAAUAUAUAUGAUAUUGUCAAGGUUGACUGGUUUGUAAGGUGCUUUGAGAGCAACACAUAUAUUCCAUGGGUGCCAUCAGACAUGAUCCACACAAGUGCUAUUACUGCUGAACGGUUUGCCCAGGAGUAUGAUCGUUAUGGGGACAGUUACUAUAACGACACUGGUACAGAACAAAUUAAACAAGCAUUUGCCAAAAUAGGAGAGGAGAAAGAUGGGACAUCUUUGAUGACGGAAGAUGUAGCAGAAAUAGAAAUGAAGUACUUUCCUGAUGAGUGCCCCUUGGGAAUAUUUAGACUUGCUAGGGUCUAUGUUGAUGUCAACCAUACAGUGAAUAACUCAGAGAGCCAUAUACCGAAUAGUCCCCUUGAAAUCACCAGUUUGGACUUGAGGUUCUAUGGGGCAACUAUUGCAGAUACAAUAGAUGAUGAUGUCUCACAUGUUGUACUUCACUCAGGUGAUGUCUCUAGGGUAAAGAAAUUCAGGGAUCUAAACAGAAAACGAGAUAAGAAGUUCCAUAUUCUAACAGACACCUGGGUGUUGGACAGUAUAAAAUCAAGUAGAAUGAUGCCAGAAAGGGGAUAUGAACCACACUGUUGAGAAACAACCUCCGAGAUGCAUAAGUUCAGGGAGAGGCACAUUUCUUAACGCCAAGAAACUUUGAUAUUGACUGAGAUGAAUGUGCUAAAUAUUUAUAUUUAAUCUUGAUAUGAAAUUGUGAGAUGCUCCCAGUAUAUUGAAUACUUGGGUACAUAUCAUAGUCAACUAAGACUAGUACAUGUGAUAAGUAAUAUUAUGUUCCUGGAGUUUCUUGUUUUGAUGGGUAUUUAAAUGAAGCUAGAGGCUUAAAAUUCAGGGAUGCUUCACUAAAAAUAAUAAUGUAUAUGUGGGUUAUUUUGAAUGUAUCUUCGAAAUCAUGACAAGUAUACAAUGAUAGCCCUACAUGUAAUGUAGUGCAAUACAACUCAUAAGUAGUCAUUUGUUGUUUAACAAAUCGUCGUCUUGUUUUUUGAUAAGCUAUGUCUGCACAUAUUAAUAUUUUACAUAUUAUUUUUAUAAAUACAUAGAAAAAAACAAAAUAAAGUUUCAUGUAUCAUAUCA